AUGAACGUUUUUGUGGCUCUCUUCUUGGUGGCCCUCAUGGGCUGCCCCCUCGCCCAGGCCAUGCCAAUCAACGGUGGCAUGGCUCACCACUUUCAGCCAUCUCUCUCUGCCCACGCCGGGCUAGCCGUUGGGCUCGGCGUGGGCAUGCCUUUUCUUUGCUUGGUGGCCAUCUUUAUAUGGCGCUACAACAAGAACGCCAAGCGAGAGGAGAACCGAGCCCGGGACGAGUGGCUCAGAGACCUAUCUCUGACCACACAGCGAAGAAUCUUCUGGUCUCCCCUGGAGACACAUCUUGCCUGUCAUAUCAAAAGACCUGUUAUGGCAGAAAAGGACCCUGGUAGCGUCCAAAAGCCACCAAAAUGUGUGGUUAAGGACGGCCGUUUACUGCUGUGUGCAUGUCACCAGCCCCGUACACACGACGCCGAGAUUAGGCGUGCCGAGAUUAGGCACAGUGUCGGGGCUGGGGGCAUGUACACCAUUUUGGAAUGA
Messenger RNA from Aspergillus oryzae RIB40, 489 nucleotides. RefSeq lists its product as uncharacterized. The record is from RefSeq and is a predicted model, not a curated record. Bases 1 to 489 code for a protein of 162 amino acids. NCBI's taxonomy places the organism in Eukaryota, Fungi, Ascomycota, Eurotiomycetes, Eurotiales, Aspergillaceae. The transcript has 2 exons.